Molecule: messenger RNA, 2574 nt
Organism: Octodon degus (degu)
Lineage: Eukaryota; Metazoa; Chordata; Mammalia; Rodentia; Octodontidae
Gene: Cldn16
Product: claudin 16
Exons: 5
Coding region: 139-846 (235 amino acids)
Biological process (GO): bicellular tight junction assembly; cell adhesion
Cellular component (GO): bicellular tight junction; plasma membrane
Molecular function (GO): structural molecule activity
Source: RefSeq, a predicted model, not a curated record
GAGUGUAAGGAAAAGGAAAAGACCCGCACUUUCUCGCCCCCAGGUAGCAGAAACAGAGGCCUGGUAGCAUUCCAGACACCUGUGUGGCUCGGCCCGUGGGCUGCCUCUGGGUCCCUUGGGAGCUGGCUGCUCACCGCCAUGAGGGACCUUCUUCCAUAUGCUGCCUGCUUCUUUGCCUUCUUCUCCACUGGGUUUUUGAUGCUGGCCACCUGGACAGACUGCUGGAUGGUGAAUGCUGAUGAUUCUCUGGAGGUGAGCACAAAGUGCCGAGGCCUCUGGUGGGAGUGUGUCACCAAUUCUUUUGAUGGCAUUCGUACCUGUGACGACUACGACUCUAUAUAUGCGGAGCACCCCUUGAAGCUGGUGCUCACUCGGGCUCUGAUGAUCACCGCGGACAUCCUGGCCGGCUUGGGAUUCGCCGCCUUGCUCCUUGGCCUGCACUGUGUCAAAUUCCUUCCCGAGGAGCCCUACGUUAAAGUCCGCAUCUGCUUUGUGGCCGGAACCACGUUACUCAUCGCAGGUGCCCCCGGAAUCAUUGGUUCUGUGUGGUAUGCUGUUGAUGUUUAUGUAGAACGUACUUCUCUGAUUUUCCAUAAUAUAUUUCUUGGCAUCCAAUAUAAAUUUGGUUGGUCAUGCUGGCUUGGAAUGGCUGGGUCUGUAGGUUGCUUUUUGGCUGGAGCUGUCCUCACCUGUGGCUUGUAUCUCUUUAAAGAUGUUGACCCUGAGAGGAGCUACUCUUAUUCCACAAGGAAGCCUUACUCAACUGCAGGCACUUCCAGGGCUAAGUCCUACACAGCUCCUCGAACAGAGACGGCCAAGAUGUACGCUGUAGACACAAGAGUCUAAAGAGCCAUGUAGGAAUCUGAGUUUACAUGUGACUGUCAGUCUACCAAUAUGUCUGAGUUAAUAAUAUGGUGAUCCAAUGCCGGGACAAUUCUUGACACUCCUUCCAAUAAAAUUGCUAGUUUACUCCAAAUGUUUGACUCUGCUGCCACUUCUCUCUCUGAUUCUCUCUUUGCUGGCACACCUGCUUUCCCUUUAUCAUUUACGAUAAAGCUGUUAGAAUGUAGAAGUGUUUCUUUCUUGUUUCUACUUUGCUGUAAGAGACUAUGACAUGGUAGUGUGAAAAUACAAUGACACUUCUGAAAUAGAAAACAAUUGUUGAAAGAGGUCAGCUCUGAAUGCUCAAAUCUCAGCUCCAAGAGAACUGACAAGCUCUUAGCUCCCUGCUUGUCUUGUGGUUCAUUUUUAAUACUCUCCGUGAGUGAGUGAGUUAUUUCUUACCUUUGAGGAAUAUUAUUCUUGCAAAUUCAAACUUGUGUAUCAAAGACUAGCAUUGCUCUGAUUUAGUUAAAACGGGAAAAGUAAAUAUCAGUUUCAUAGACCAGCCACUGGUGGGAAGGAAAGAUAAGCUCCCGUUUCACACUCUAAAUGUCAAAGGCAAAUGCUAAAUUAAUGUAAGAGUCAGGGUUGAGUUUCUGCCUCAUUAACAACAUACAACAUCAGCGUGUUCCUUCACCAGCUCUCCAACUUUGACUAUGUGCUGCCAAACUAUUAGACGAUAACACUAAUAGCACAAUUAGGGAGUUCAUACAUAUUGAUUGAACAUCAAAAUAUGCUAAUGAAUAAACAUUAGAAUUGACCAGUUGAGACUGGGCACUCACUACCAGAUUCUCAGCAUCCAGCAACAAAAUGGCAAACAUAGUACAAAAUUUAACAUCAACAACAACAGCAAAUAUUUAUAUCAAUAGAUUGAAAUAGAUGAACAUUCACAACUCUCACUGAAAAAAAAAACCUUCCAAAUAAAAUAUGCGGGAUUUCUGAGAAAAUUAGAGUUUGUACAGACUUCAGUAAGUCUUUGAUCAUUGCUAAUGGGAUUUCAUUCAUAUUUAUAAUGUAAUCAUAUUGAAUUUUUUAAACCAUAGAGUCCUUUAAUAGACUAGAAAAUUUAAUUUCAGGUUUCCUGAUUUCUUGUAAUUCACAUGAAUAACACUAAUAACCUUGCAGCAGCUCAAAAGAAUAUUGAAUGAACAGGAAAUUAGCUCUUUGGAAAAAUUGAAAUUAAGUUGUGAAAUUCAGAGACCCUCAAAGGAAGCGCUUCAAAUUUGGAAAGCUGAGAAUAAUAUGAAAUUGAGAAGAUAGGAUACAUGAGCUAAUGUCACAGAGACUGUUCUUUAUGACUGCAGUUUCUUUAUAACAUCCUCUGGAGCGAUUUCAGAUGAACUUCAGAACUAAGAGAAAUUGGAUAAUAUAUCUUAUUGUUAACUAUGUAAUGGAUGCUUAAAAUUGUAUAUUAUAUAUAAUAUUUGUAUAUGUAUAUAUGCUGUAGAUUUUAAAGCUUUUUGGUGUUACAUUUGGCUUUUUAUUUUUAAUUUCAUUCCUACUUCAAUUUUUAUAUCAUAUUAUGUUGUAUGUUCUGUGUACUCUAACACUUGUCUAGAAAUUCUUCCGAGGGAGGCUGGAGAGAAAGCUCAGUAGUCUGAGUACUUACCUGAAAAACUCAACGACUUGAGUUCUAUCCCUCGUACCACAUGCCGUGCCGGCCCCUGGAACUCUAGGCUUGGUGGUGCAUGC